AUAAAGUGAAUGGGCGCAGGUAGUGUAGCCGCACACCUGUCUGAUCCUCGCCGCUGCUGAGUAUGGCCACGCCGCACACCGCGCUGCUGCUCUUGCUGCUCGCUGCAGGUUGGACAGCGGAGGGAUCUCCUCGGGACCAGGGCGAGAGUAAAGCGCUGACCACGCUGGGGGUGCCGCCUUCCACUCUCUCCACUAUCAGUCACGGCGGCACCCCCCUGCUCGGCCCCGAGCGACUCACGGUCUCCGAGGAGGAGGAGGAGGAGGAGGAGGAGGAUUACUCGGAAGAGUAUGAGCUCUCAGGAUCGGAGGAACUUCACGAUGGAAUGUCACCAGCAAAAGUUCAAGCUGUUGUGAAGCCCCAAAAUAAAGACCAAAGGAAAAAGGGCUCAAAUCUUAAGGGCAAGGGAAGGAAAAAUAAAAAUGGAAGAAAGAAGAAGCCAAAUCUCUGCAAAACCACUUUCAAGGAUUACUGCAUCCACGGAAAGUGCAAGUACCUGAAAGAUUUGGAUAAACCCUCUUGCAUAUGUCUUCCUGGAUAUCAGAAUGAGCGCUGUGGGAUACAGGCAUUGCAGACUGGGAAAAAUGAGAAGCACUUUGACAGUCUCUCUGUGACACUGAUGGUUGUAGGUGUUGCACUGUUCAUCUUCACGCUAACUGCGGUGACAGCUGCCGUGACAUUGCACAUGAGAAAGAAAAUGAGAGUUGAAGGUGAAACUGAGAGUGAAGAUAAACAGAAACUGAGAUCUGAGAAUGGAAUUGUGGUUUAGAAAUGAAGGUCUACAUUGGGCAUCUGAAAACUGAAGACCAAUGUAUCCAACUUCUGCCCACCUCUCCCUCCAGUUACUUCUGUUUCGUCAUUGUUCUUGAUAUGUACAGUAAUUUUAAACCUUAAAGCACAAUUGACUGUAACUUGAGCACGAUAGUGCCCAUACUGUAGUAAAGAAAGACCUAGUGUGCCUCUGUUGGUGGACAACAGUUGCACUGAGCUAAAGAGGGAGACAAAGAUCUUAGGCAUUUUAAGAUGUAUCGAAGGGCACAGGAAGGUUUGGCAAGAAAUUGCAGAACUUGAAGGUGAUGGGCAGGAUGUAGCUGAGCCUGGUGCUUCCCAGGGGCCGAGGGAUCAAAGGAGGGGAGAGAGUGAUUGAUUCUAUAUUUUGCUCAUUGCCAGAUGAGGAGCCAGUCCAGUUGGUGACCUUGAGGAGAUGGGUGCAUGGGAUGGGGCUCAUAAGGUUUUGGAUGAGCUGAGCUGGUGGAGGGUGAGAGGUGAGGCCACUGGCCAGGAGAACAUGCUGCUGAAGCCUGUUCCAUGAUCUUGUUGUCUGCAGGCAGCAAGUCAACAGGGCAGUGCUCACAGAGGAUGUGAUCAAGAGGCAGCAGCUGGAUGGGAAAUACUGUACAAGAGCAGCCACAGCAAGCCAUCAAAGUCUUGCAGCAUGGAAAUGGGCCACCUGGCUCCCCACACCUGUCAGGAAAGGUGCUGGGUGUGACUCAUGCUAUGUAAACAACUGUUUGCAAUCUGUAGGUAUUUCACGUGAAAUAUUUGAGAUUGGCACUCUGUGCUGGGAUGGGCACAUUCAGCAGGGAUUACUCAAUUGGGAUUGUAGCCAAAAUCCAAGAAUCCUGUGGGGAUUCUCCCCAGUAACCUUUUCUCCCUUGCAUGCCAGCAGUGGUGAAUUUUAGUAAUGUUGCUGCCCUAUCAGUGUUUGGUCACUCCGUACAGACCUGCAGGAACUGAGCUGUGGCUCCUAACAGCACCCCACCCCACCUCCAGUGCUGCAGAUUAAGUAAAGUUUGAGUGCAGAAAUUGUCGAAUUUUCCUAAUGUAUCAGUAUUUAUUUGUUAUUUAAAAUUAUUUAAAUGUGUGGUGUUUUUUUUACAAGUGAAUGGAUGGUAUUGAAAUUUAAAGUAUUCAUUAAUAAAACAAAAUUGAAUGAA
Molecule: messenger RNA, 1935 nt
Organism: Pristis pectinata (smalltooth sawfish)
Lineage: Eukaryota; Metazoa; Chordata; Chondrichthyes; Rhinopristiformes; Pristidae
Product: amphiregulin-like
Exons: 6
Coding region: 63-767 (234 amino acids)
Biological process (GO): epidermal growth factor receptor signaling pathway; positive regulation of cell population proliferation; positive regulation of mitotic nuclear division
Source: RefSeq, a predicted model, not a curated record